Mycosarcoma maydis (corn smut) is the source of this 2580-nucleotide messenger RNA. RefSeq lists its product as uncharacterized. The coding region runs from base 1 to 2580 and encodes 859 amino acids. Lineage: Eukaryota; Fungi; Basidiomycota; Ustilaginomycetes; Ustilaginales. The record is from RefSeq and is a predicted model, not a curated record. The transcript has a single exon.
AUGCGCGAUCUACCAUGCAACUGCGGCUGUGGCCUAAAUGCUGCCAGUUCUAGCCGACCUUCAGCACUCAGCCCCCUCUCACCUCGUAUGCCCUCGCAUCCAAAAUCAAUCGAAAAUUGCUCACCUCACUCUGCUUCAAAGCAACCCGAGUCAGUCUAUUCCGCCCAACUGUACACCAGACAUCAUAUCUCCCAAUCCCUCUUGGAGUCCGCCAACAUGGAAAGGGGUGGCCAUUCUCAACUUGUACAACCUCUCGUUCUGAGGAGGCGUGUCGAUGCACUUUCAUCGAUGAGCGCGGUCUUCCCGCUAAUCAUUGCGCUCAUCUGCGCGUGCUUCACCAGUGUAGUAGUCGGCAUUACACCUCCUGUCCCUACCCACACAAAUGGUAUUGUCAACCUCACGCUUGCUUCCGACUUCCGCAGUCUAGCACUACCAACACUCUCACCCUACCGAUUUUCAGAUGCAAACGAAAUGAAGCAACUUGCCGCGGUUGCCACUGGCACUGCAGACUCUAGUGAUCCGCCGAAUCACAACGUCAACGUUCAAGUUUCGCAGCCUACCAUGUGCCAGCCCAUGAACAUCACCUUUGAUCCCAGCCGCGGCACUCCGCCCUAUACGGUCAUGGUCACCGCCGAGGACUACUGGCCCGUAACAUUCAGCCUGCCUGCAUCGUACGAUGACGCCUCCAAGGAUUUGUGGCUCUAUCAGUACUCUGUCCCCCUCUACAGCGGAAAUACCUCCAAUCCUAACAUGCUCGUAUCGGUCACCGACUCGACCGGCCUUAUGUCCAACUCUUCCAGCUUUGUCCAAGCGCUCAGUCCAGUCAACGGCGCCACUUGCGCCCCAAUGGAGUACACCAGCUCCUUUUACUUCUACACCGAGCGUCCCGCCUCCAUGUGCCAAGACUACGAGAUCUUCUGGAACGGCAGCUAUGCACCUCCUAUCUCCACCAUCUUUCUACCCGAGGCAGCUCCACCCCUCUACGUAGCAUCCCCGCCCUCUGCUACAAACAACAUGACUUGGCAAGUCGCCAUGACUGGAGGCACACGCUUUCUAAUGACCAUGGCCGACAGUCGCGCAGUCAAUGGCAACGCCGGCGUUUCCAAGCUAAACAUUGUUGCCCUCAACGAAUACUUUAGCAGCUCCUGCGUCGCAGAGGCCGACUACCCGCACAACAUUUUUGCUCCCACCACCACUGCUGGCCGCGCCUCCAUCUUUCCGGAUGCAACCUCCACCGUCGCAUCCGUGACCACGAAUGGCGACAUGAUUGCCACUGUCACUGUGAUCGAGACUAUCAAGAAUGGUCGAAGAGUCCACGACAAUGGCGGAGGACUCUCUGGCGUUGGUUUCCUUGUUCUCAUGAUUGUCGUCUUUGCUAGCAUUGUCGUGAUCAGCGCUGCCGUUGGCUGGUUCUGGUUUCGAAGGCGCCAGAAGCGCAAACAGAACAUUCGAGCCUGGGAUCUGCCCAACACUGAUCCAUCUGUGCCGUUCAGUGCCGACCCCAACAUGCCCAUCGCGCCGGACAUCUUCGGCCGUAACGUCACUCGACAGGCCUCCACCGCCGCCAGCUCUCGCGAAACAAGGGCAGAAGACCAUAACAGCGUCUCGGGCGUCAGCAACAAUUACGACCCUGUCUCGCUGACCUCUCGACCCCUCACACACGCUUCGUCUGUUCGUGGUUCACUGCGUAGCUGGACUUCGAGUGCCCUUGAACAGUUACACCUUGCCACAGGCGUGCAAAACAGCCGUCACCCAAACGCAACCGCUGAUGACUACGCCAUGAUGGAUGCUGCAGCUGGACGAGGCGCUUCUAACAACCACCAUGCUCGAAUUGUGGCCGGAGGAAACAUAUCCAACGGCUCGUCAGAAGCGUGGUCUCCCGUUGGCUCAAUCCCGCGUCCAUUUGGCUUCUACUCGGACGAUCCACAGAUGCAAGACAUUGCCGCACAUCAUGGGAUGUUGCUUCAUUACCGUACGGGCAGUCCACCUGCGGCUUCUCGCACCACCAGUUCGGACAGUACCUCGAUCAAAUCGACACGCGUUGGACCUGGCCCAACGUACCGUCCGGAUGAGGCCUCGCAAGCCGCUUACCAGGAUCUGCUGGCCGGUAAUUCUUCACCUAUCAGUGGUGGGGACCGCACCUUUCCUUUUAGCGCAACCCGAAUGCAGACGACUGGCACCGCCCAGUCACCUAGUUCGAGGACGCAUGGUUGGGCCGAAAUUUUGGAGAGCGAUGAUCAGUCUGCCCGCAUCGUUCGUCAUGCUGAUGCAGGUCUCUUACUUGAUGACAACGACAACGGCGACGAGCCCAUCGAUUUGCGAUCAGGUCGAUUGAUGGAGUUGCCACCUCAGUAUGAUACGAUUCAUCCCAGCACAAGGUUGCAGCAGGAACCUGUGCGCGUUGGAGACCAGCCGUUGAAUGAGAAUCCUUUCGCCUCUCCGCCAACGCGAAGUCCGCAAGGGCACACACACGGUCUCGCCUCGAUUGACAUCUCGGAUGCUGGCUAUCGUUCUGCUGAAGUGCAUGCCGCGGACCUGGUCGACGAAAACGACGACGAGUCGGCUUUCUGGGCGCAAUGA